CAAUAAUAACAUAAUGGCACAAAUAAUUGAAGAAAAUAUUUCUGUAAAUAAAUUUAAAACCAAAAAAGAAUAUCAAGCGCACAUAACAUCCUUGAAAAAACAAGCAAAAAAUAAUAAAAAAAAUAAAAAAGAUAUUCUACUUGAAAUUGCUAAAUUAGAAGAACAAUUUAGUGAUUUUUUUUGUGACGAGAAAGCUAGCUCUUCAGAAAAUGAGGUGGCUGAUAUGCCUCAGACCCAAGUUCAAAAUCAGAAAAUAUCAAGAGCACAGAAGCGUCGAGAUAAAAAAUCUUUGGGUGAGAAGGAACGCCUGCAAAGAAUUGAAGACCAAGAAGAGUUAAACAAGCAUGGUGCUAGACAUAAAGAACUCGAAGCUCUAAAAUCAAUAUUAAAAUCUCGAAAUUUAAGCAUUUAUGAGGUUCCUUCUGAUGGUGAUUGUUUAUAUAAAGCUGUAGAGCAUCAAUUGAAACUCCAUAAUAAGCCUCCCAUUUCUACAAGCGAGUUACGAAAACUUACCAGUGAUUAUAUAAGACGUAACAUGACUGAAUUUUUGCCAUUUAUGACUAAUGCAGAAGGUGAAUCUCUCAAUGAAACAGAGUUCGAAGAUUAUUGUUCAAAAAUUGAAAAUACUAAUACUUGGGGUGGUCAAAUUGAACUUAAAGCACUUUCAAACAUUUUAAAAACUUCUAUCGAAAUCCUACAAGCCGAUGGUCCUCCAACAAUUCAAGGAGAAGAAUUUAAUACAGAACCACUUAUUUUAACAUAUCACCGCUAUAUACUAGAACUUGGAGAACAUUAUAAUUCUACUCAAGCGACCUGUGAUUCUGCUUCAGAAACUAGUGAAUAACAAUCCUGAAAACUGCAUAAUGUGACUUCAAAUACUAUUCAUCUAUCAACA
This is a messenger RNA of Ctenocephalides felis (cat flea), 895 nucleotides long. RefSeq names its product deubiquitinase OTUD6B. Gene Ontology annotation, biological process: protein deubiquitination. Bases 14 to 844 code for a protein of 276 amino acids. Gene Ontology annotation, molecular function: cysteine-type deubiquitinase activity. Lineage: Eukaryota; Metazoa; Arthropoda; Insecta; Siphonaptera; Pulicidae. The record is from RefSeq and is a predicted model, not a curated record. The transcript has a single exon.